AUGGCUGCACCUAUUAACCUCACCAACCUGGUUUUGAGGCCUGACGAAGGCACACUAGGAAGGCCUAUCCAGGUACGAGCCAACUUUUUCCGGGUGCUGAAUCUGCCUGCUCGAGAAUUUUACCACUACAAUGCCAAUGUCCAGCCCUAUUUACCCCAGCAAAAGAUGAGAACGUUAUGGAACCUCUUCGAAGAGACUCAUCCAGAAGUCGUUGGGAAUUCAAGGUCAAUCUUUGAUGGACGCAGCAGUGUAUUUUCAGUUGUUAGAUUCGAAUUGGGGCAGACCCAAGCUCAAUCGUUUCCUAUGGAUGUUACUAACAAUCCUGCCUUUGGUCAUGGAGGCAAGGAAAACAUUUUCACUAUUCGUCUCCAACUGGCCAACACCAUAAAUAUGCAAGUAUUGGUGGAUUUUAUCAAUGGUCGAUCUGCUUGCACAACAAAUUGCCUCACUGCUAUCAUGUUGCUGGAUAUUCUGAUCCGCUUCUUGCCAUCACAAACCCAGUUCACAUUCAAUCGAUCCAUUUUUAGCUCUGAUAACAAAGUGCCCUUAUCAAAUGGCGCUGAAGUCUGGUACGGUUGCUACCAAUCAUUCCGUCCUGCACAAGGCAAGUAG
This is a messenger RNA of Mucor velutinosus, 612 nucleotides long. RefSeq lists its product as uncharacterized. Gene Ontology annotation, molecular function: RNA endonuclease activity; single-stranded RNA binding; protein binding. Bases 1 to 612 code for a protein of 203 amino acids. The record is from RefSeq and is a predicted model, not a curated record. The transcript has 3 exons. Gene Ontology annotation, biological process: regulatory ncRNA-mediated post-transcriptional gene silencing. NCBI's taxonomy places the organism in Eukaryota, Fungi, Mucoromycota, Mucoromycetes, Mucorales, Mucoraceae.